This is a messenger RNA of Carya illinoinensis, 1103 nucleotides long. RefSeq names its product probable calcium-binding protein CML36. The coding region runs from base 151 to 843 and encodes 230 amino acids. NCBI's taxonomy places the organism in Eukaryota, Viridiplantae, Streptophyta, Magnoliopsida, Fagales, Juglandaceae. The transcript has a single exon. Gene Ontology annotation, molecular function: calcium ion binding. The record is from RefSeq and is a predicted model, not a curated record.
CUUCCUCGAAGCUGCUGCCAUGGCACUGCUCACAUCGCAAGCAUUUAACCCUUCGUCCUUCCUACCUCCUUCCACUCAAACCACUCUUCUUCCCCUCUCCAUUAUCUCUCUUCCCCCAUUCCUCUGCUUCUUUGGGUCUAUCAUUUUGCCAUGAAGCUCAUCAAGAUCAACCCGAAGCAACUCAUUGUCAGCCCCAAGCGCUUCUUUCGGUCCAAGAAGGACCGGUCUUCCGACUCUUCCGUGUCCAGAUCCGACCCUUUUUCGUUUGGAUCCGGAACUUCGUCAUCCUCGGGUUCUGACGCCUCCACGUCAAUCCAUAAGCCCGGUUCUGGCGUCGUCAUCGCCGAUCUUGGGACCCCCAAGAGCGUCCUGCCCGAGAUAUCGGGUAACUGGUCCGAUUCCUCGGCCGAUAUGCAAGCGGAACUCGUGCAAACGUUCAAGUUCAUAGACAGUUACCACGACGGGAGAGUGUCAAGGAAAGAGCUGGAGGCGCUGCUGAGUAAGAUGGGAGCCGAGCCACCGAGCGAGGAGGAACUGACGAUGAUGCUGAGCGAGGUGGAUCGGGACGGCGACGGGUGCAUAAGCCUGCAGGCGCUGCUGAGUAGCGUGGGUUCGGCUAGCGGGCAGACUCGCGACACGGAACUGCGCGAGACGUUCGAUUUCUUCGACACGGAUCACGACGGGAUGAUCACGGCGGAGGAGCUGCUGGGAUUUUUCACGGCUAUAGGGGACGAAACGUGCACGUUAGAGGAUUGCCGGCGCAUGAUAGCCGGUGUGGACAAGAACGGCGACGGGUUCGUGUGCUUCGAGGACUUCUCGCGUAUGAUGGAGCUGCAGAGAUGAUCAUAUCAUCAUGUCACGUGGCUCCCUGAUGUUAAGGAUAAAUCCACAGUCCUUUUGUAUUUUGAUUUGGUAUUUCCUUUUUUGGUUGGGGGUGGGUUGGGGAAUUUCGUUGUAUUUCUUGUGGUGAGAUCAGUCAAGCGUAUUGAGAUCUUGCCGAAGAUGGAAUCGGACGGCUUUGGUCGGUCGAGCUUUAGAUUUGAGGAAUUGUGUUCUACUUUUACGUACAUAUACUAUGAGAAAAUAUAUAAUAUAUUUUUUCA